AUGCCAUCUGAGGUUGAAAUUGUGGGAGAACAAGAUACAUAUGAGAUUGAGGUUACUGGAGAGUCGAACAAUGCUACAGAGAAGAAAAUAGAGGUGACCCAAAAAGUUGUUCCCAUGCCUAGACCUCCACCUCCAUUCCCACAGAGAUUGGUGAAAUUUAUGAAAGACUUGGGGACCAAGAAAAGGGCCAUCAGUUUUGUGAAUAAUCAGACGUUGCAACAUUGCAGUGCUAUUUUUACUAGGUCACUUGUUCAAAAGAAAGAAGAUCUUGGAGCUUUCACUAUUCCUUGUACCAUCGGAAUUUUCCACUUUGCAAAAGCUUUGUGUGAUUUGCGUGCUAGCAUCAACUUGAUGUUGUUGUCCAUAUAUAAAAAGUUGGGUUUAAGGGCUCCAAAACAAACUGCAAUGCGUCUACUCAUGGCCGAUAGAACUGUGAAGAAGCCUAUUGGGAGACCAUUCCUUGCUACUGGGUAUGCCUUAGUCGAUAUGGAGAGAGGGCAGAUGAAGUUUCGACUAAAUAAUGAGGAGGUAACUUUUAAUAUAUGUAGGUCUAUGAAGCAGGAAAGUGAUCUCAAGUUUGUAUCAGUGGUGCAUCAUAUUAUGGAAUGA
Molecule: messenger RNA, 609 nt
Organism: Solanum verrucosum
Lineage: Eukaryota; Viridiplantae; Streptophyta; Magnoliopsida; Solanales; Solanaceae
Exons: 3
Coding region: 1-609 (202 amino acids)
Source: RefSeq, a predicted model, not a curated record